UGUUGCUACAUAUGGGCUUCGAAGCCAAGCCAAUUUGUUUGUUCUGUUUAGUAUUGCAGCUCAAUCCAAAAGACAUCGCCAUAAAGAAAGAACUUUACAAAAUACCAGAAAACCAACAAUCCAUCCCUUCUCUCCCGAAAGACACAUACCAAAACCAGCCGAGAUGGACUCCAACACGAACAACCAGACCACCCAGUCGCAGAACCAGGAGCCCGGCCUCGUUGCAGGACACGCCGAGUACAUCAAGGGCGUAGCAGAGAGCGCCAUCGGCACCGUAACAGGCUCACAGGCAUGGACGGCGUCUGGGGAACAGGACAAGGCGCACGCCGUUCACACGAUGAAGGCGGCAGGAGAGAAGAGGGACGCCAGUGCUCAGGGCUACGGCAAGGUGGAAGAAUUGGCGGGCAAGGCUGUUGGGUGCGAGGGGAUGCAACAGGAGGGAACAGCAAGUGCGAAGAAGGAGUAAACGGGUUGUAUCUUGAUCCAGGCAAGAGCAUCCAUACGAAGAAAUAAGCAGCCUCUUAAUCUGUUCAAUCAUAACAUCCUAAUCAAAUGGGAAUCGCCUUUUAUGUGAGCGGGUCAGACUGAACGCAGACAUGG
Molecule: messenger RNA, 600 nt
Organism: Pyricularia oryzae 70-15
Lineage: Eukaryota; Fungi; Ascomycota; Sordariomycetes; Magnaporthales; Pyriculariaceae
Exons: 2
Coding region: 164-466 (100 amino acids)
Source: RefSeq, a predicted model, not a curated record